Lasiodiplodia theobromae is the source of this 417-nucleotide messenger RNA. RefSeq names its product C6 finger domain-containing protein. NCBI's taxonomy places the organism in Eukaryota, Fungi, Ascomycota, Dothideomycetes, Botryosphaeriales, Botryosphaeriaceae. The coding region runs from base 1 to 417 and encodes 138 amino acids. The record is from RefSeq and is a predicted model, not a curated record. The transcript is spliced from 3 exons.
AUGCGCGCCAAGUACUACAGCGUGAUACACAUUAUCACGAGGCCAACGCUUCUCCAUGCGAUUCAUGCCGAUUCGGCCCCAGACUUCAUAAUGAAGAAAUACGACUUCACGCCCGGCGACGAAGAUGAUUCGCCUGAUCCAUCGGAAAUUUUGGACUCUCUAUCUGAGAAAUAUUGGCAUGGGGCCAUAAUGGCAAGCAAGCGCUGCGUCGACUCGGCAAUGCAGAGCAUUGUCGCUUUUAACGGCCUUGAGAACGCCAACGAGCGACUACUCGUCACCAACGUUUUUAGUACUACUCAUGCACAAUUUGGCAAUUGCCUUAUAUUAGCAGCAGUCCAUGCCCUGAUUCUUGAGAACACGCUGGAUUCCCUUCAUAGGGCGGAAGCUAGCUAUAUGGAUGCUUCUGUGGGGACAUGA